CGGCGCCGAGGUACCAUGGACAGCUCCGCUGGAGGCUGCUGAGCAGCUCCUUUCUCUGCCAGCUGCCCCAAACCCGAGACUUCUUGGCUGGCAGGUUCUUGCUCAUCAGCACCGGUCCUCGGGAGAAACUUUGCCUCGCCGCGAUCGGUAUACGAGAGCCAGACCUAAGGCGUACGACUCUGCAAUCACCUGCAAGUGUUUUCGAUUUUAGCUCUCCAUCAAAAGGAGCAAACGCAACGCAAAGAUGCCAAUCCUAGAGAAAGCUGCGAAGAAGAAAGAGAAAGAAGCUUGCAGCCAAGAUGAGAUGGUGCUGCCCAAACUUCCAGUCCCACCACUGCAACAAACAUUGCACAUGUAUCUUCACUGCAUGAAACAUUUGGUGUCAGAAGACCAAUAUAAGAAGACUAAGGCCAUGGUGGAUAGGUUUGAAGCUCCGGGAGGCCCAGGAGAGGUCCUUCAGCAAAAACUGCUAGAAAGACGAGAAAAAGUUGAGAACUGGGUUUUAAACUACUGGCUGGAUGACAUGUACCUUAACAACCGGUUGGCCCUUCCAGUCAAUUCCAGCCCAGCAGUUAUCUUUGCUCGGCAACAGUUCCAAGAUGUGAAUGACCAACUGAGGUUUGCUGCCAAUCUCAUUUCUGGAGUUCUUGAUUACAAAGCACUGCUGGACACCCAUGCUGUGCCUGUUGAUUUUGCUCGUGGACAGCUGUCUGGUCAUCCUCUCUGUAUGAAGCAAUACUAUGGACUCUUUUCUUCCUAUCGUCUUCCAGGACAUACCAAAGAUACCCUUGUGGCCCAGAAAAGCAAUAUCAUGCCUGAACCGGAACAUAUCAUUGUUGCUUGUAACAAUCAGUUUUUUGUUUUGGACGUUGUCAUUAAUUUUCGCCGUCUCAGUGAGGGGGAUCUGUUUACUCAGUUGCGGAAGAUAGCCAAAAUGUCAGAGAAUGAAGAAGAGAGGCUGCCUCCAAUUGGUCUCCUGACAUCUGAUGGAAGAACAGAGUGGGCUGAAGCUAGGACAAUCCUUGUUGAAGAUUCUACAAACAGAGACUCUCUUGAUAUGAUCGAACGAAGCAUCUGCUUAGUAUGCCUUGAUAGUCCAAGUGGGGAGGAACCCACAGAUACCAACAUGGCGUUGCAGCUUCUGCAUGGAGGAGGCUACAGUAAAAAUGGUGCCAAUCGUUGGUAUGAUAAGCCUAUGCAGUUUGUUGUGGGAAGAGAUGGAGUUUGUGGAACAGUGUGCGAACAUUCUCCUUUUGACGGGAUCGUCCUGGUACAAUGCAUUGAACAUUUGCUCAGACACAUGAAAGAAGGUGCAAAGAAAUUGGUCAGAGCCGAUUCAGUGAGUGAACUUCCUGCUCCAAGGAGACUAAGGUGGAAAUGUUCUCCAGAAAUUCAGGGACACUUGGUGUCAUCAGCAGAAAAACUUCAAAGGAUGGUGAAAAAUCUAGAUUUUAUUGCUUAUAAAUUUGAAAACUACGGAAAAGAGUUUAUCAAGAAACAGAAGAUGAGCCCAGAUGCCUACAUCCAAGUGGCACUACAGCUGGCAUUUUACAGAUUAUACGGGAGACUUGUUCCCACCUAUGAAAGCGCUUCCAUACGGCGGUUUGAAGAAGGAAGAGUAGACAACAUCCGAUCUGCGACUCCCGAAGCUUUAACUUUUGUCAAAGGAAUGAUUGAUAAAAAAUCAUCUCUGCAGGACUCUGAGAAAAUGCAACAAUUUAAGGAUGCCAUAGCAGCUCAGACAAAUUACACUAUUUUGGCUAUUACAGGGAUGGCAAUAGACAACCACUUGCUGGGACUGCGAGAGAUAGCACGUGAACAUUUCAAGGAGCUGCCAGACAUAUUUACUGAUGAAACGUAUUUGACAAGCAAUCAAUUUAUUCUCUCCACCAGCCAGGUUCCAACCACCAUGGGAAUGUUCUGCUGCUAUGGACCUGUGAUUCCUAACGGCUAUGGUGCUUGCUAUAAUCCACAGCCAGAGCAUAUAUUAUUCUGCAUCUCCAGUUUUAAAGACUGCAAAGAGACCUCCUCCAGCAAAUUUGCUAAAGCUGUGGGAGAAAGCCUCAUGGAUAUGAAACAGCUGUGCAACAAAUGCAACUUGCCCAAGACAACCACUCCGACUAAACAAGGAGCACCUUCAACACCUCGACCUGGCAGUAAGCACUAAGUGGCUGCAUUCACACAUAACGCUGAGCUCUGAUUUGUUUCAACCGUGGUUUGUUCAGCAACCCAUGAGUUAUCUCACAGUUAUCUCACAAUCAAGCCACAACUUGUUUAUCCAAAACUUUUCUAACUAUACUUGCUAGAGCAGGCAUCCCCAAACUCGGCCAUCCAGAUGUUUUGGGACUACAACUCCCAUCAUCCCUAGCUAACAGGACCAGUGGUCAGGGAUGAUGGAAAUUGUAGUCCCAAAACAUCUGGAGGGCCGAAUUUGGGGAUGCCUGUGCUAAAGCAUCUAGGAUGGGCUAGCCAAACCAACCAUGGUUAAGCAGGGCUUUUGAGUUCAGACAUAGUACCAAACUAUAAUUGAAACAAGUCAUGGUUCAUAAGCCAAAACAAAACCACAGUUACUCUGCUGAGCUGGGUGCAGAUACCCAAACAAACCACACUUUGUCUAAGCAAACCAUGGCUUAAGUGUUAUGUAUGAACCAUGUUAUGUGUGAACCAUGGCCCUAAGGGUGCAAUGUCUUUCCUUCGUUUUGUAGCUGCUUCUUAAGGUAGAAUGUUGUCACUGUACAAAUGCAAGCUAUAAAGACUCUAUAUAUUGCAGGGAGGAGAUUUCUUUUAUCUUUCGCUGUGGUCUCCACCAGUAUUUAUCAAGAAGAGAGUGUAAAUGAUCUAAAAAGCUGGUGUUUCAGUUCUGCAGAACACAACUGCUAAUUAUCAAUCUGAGAUAGAAUGCAACUCAUCUCCAUGCUAGCUUAGAAAUAUCCAGUUAUCAAUAAGUAACAUUUUGCGAAAGGUUGUGGCUGAAGCGCAGUGUAUCGCCCAAGACAUCCAUCAUUGCUCAGAAGCCAAAUUAUUCAUUGUUGAGCGUUCUGAGUCAAGGCUCCCAGCAUGAAUGUAUGUUAGGGAUGUGUUUUUGACCUGCACAUGUGAUAUAUGAAGCAACUCUGAGCCUUUUCUUUUCUUAGUGGUCACCCCAACAUACCACUUGACCUCUCAGGAGACAACAUGGUAUUGUAGAUAGCAUCACGGUUAUGGGUUGUGACCAGUUCCCAUUGAGACUGGUGGGGUAGGAAGGCAGCGAAACCAAAAGUAGAUGGAGCCAGAGCCAAAGGCAGGAAGAUGGGGCUGGCUGAGGGCAGACUGAUGUUGAUGGAGCAAUGCUCCACUCACCCUUAUGAACCAACCUCCACUGUCAGCCACAGAACUCAAUGGGGUGACUUUGAGCCAUUCCCACCCUCUCAGCCUAACCUGCCACAGGUGUGGAUAAAAAGGGAAUAACCCCAUGCAAGACUGCACUAAGCUCCACAGAAGAAAGAUGAGAUAGAAAUGCA
Molecule: messenger RNA, 3500 nt
Organism: Podarcis raffonei (Aeolian wall lizard)
Lineage: Eukaryota; Metazoa; Chordata; Lepidosauria; Squamata; Lacertidae
Gene: CHAT
Product: choline O-acetyltransferase
Exons: 15
Coding region: 245-2167 (640 amino acids)
Biological process (GO): acetylcholine biosynthetic process; neuromuscular synaptic transmission
Cellular component (GO): neuron projection; cytoplasm
Molecular function (GO): choline O-acetyltransferase activity
Source: RefSeq, a predicted model, not a curated record